AUGGGCAGCGCCCACCCUCGCCCCUGGCUGCGGCUCCCACCCGGGCCCCAGCCGCGGCCUGAGCUCUGGGCGCUCCUGUUCUUCCUACUGCUGCUGGCUGCCGCCGUGCCCAGGUCAGCACCCAACGACAUCCUGGGCCUCCGCCUACCCCCAGAGCCUGUGCUCAACGCCAACACAGUGUGCCUGACACUGCCCGGCCUGAGCCGGCGGCAGAUGGAGGCCUGCGUGCGUCACCCUGACGUGGCUGCCUCGGCUAUCCAGGGCAUCCAGAUCGCCAUCCACGAGUGCCAGCAUCAGUUCCGGGACCAGCGCUGGAACUGUUCCAGCCUGGAGACUCGGAACAAAGUCCCCUACGAGAGUCCCAUCUUCAGCAGAGGUUUUCGAGAGAGUGCUUUCGCCUACGCCAUAGCAGCGGCCGGGGUAGUACACGCCGUGUCCAACGCGUGCGCCCUGGGCAAACUGAAGGCUUGUGGUUGCGACGCCUCCAGGCGUGGGGAUGAAGAGGCCUUCCGUCGGAAGCUGCACCGCCUGCAGCUGGACGCGCUGCAGCGCGGUAAGGGCCUGAGCCACGGGGUCCCGGAACACCCUGCCCUGCCCCCUGCCAGCCCAGGCCUGCAGGACUCCUGGGAGUGGGGUGGCUGCAGCCCGGAUGUGGGCUUCGGAGAACGCUUCUCCAAGGACUUUCUGGACUCCCGGGAGCCUCACAGAGACAUCCACGCACGCAUGAGACUCCACAACAACCGUGUUGGCAGGCAGGCGGUGAUGGAGAACAUGCGGCGAAAGUGCAAGUGCCACGGCACGUCAGGCAGCUGUCAGCUCAAGACGUGCUGGCAGGUGACGCCCGAGUUCCGCGCCGUGGGGGCGCUGCUGCGCAGCCGCUUCCACCGCGCCACGCUCAUCCGGCCGCACAACCGCAACGGGGGCCAGCUGGAGCCCGGCCCCCCGGGGGCCCCCUCGCCAGCCCCGGGCGCUCCAGGGCUACGCCGGAGGGCCAGCCACUCCGACCUGGUCUACUUUGAGAAAUCGCCCGACUUCUGCGAGCGGGAGCCGCGCCUGGACUCGGCGGGCACUGUGGGCCGCCUGUGCAACAAGAGCAGCGCGGGCCCCGACGGCUGCGGCAGCAUGUGCUGCGGCCGCGGCCACAACAUCCUGCGCCAGACGCGCAGCGAGCGCUGCCACUGCCGUUUCCACUGGUGCUGCUUCGUGGUCUGCGAAGAAUGCCGCAUCACCGAGUGGGUCAGCGUCUGCAAGUGAGCAGGCCCAAGCUCGCCUGGGUCUCAAGAAAUGUUCUCCACCUGGGUGCCUGGCUUGCUUCUGCCGCUGGCGAUCUGGGCCCGGGCGGCAGCAGCAGCCGCCGCCUUGGUUCCUGAGAGAGGUGGUUGGCUCUUACGGCCCUGAGACAUCACAGACAGUCUAGACCUGACUGGCACCCUUCUGCUGGCUUCUGUGGGUCGCUCUCUUCCUCCUCCUAGCUCAGACAGCUGGAGGCGAUG
Molecule: messenger RNA, 1493 nt
Organism: Psammomys obesus (fat sand rat)
Lineage: Eukaryota; Metazoa; Chordata; Mammalia; Rodentia; Muridae
Gene: Wnt10a
Product: Wnt family member 10A
Exons: 4
Coding region: 1-1254 (417 amino acids)
Biological process (GO): multicellular organism development; neuron differentiation; cell fate commitment
Cellular component (GO): extracellular region
Molecular function (GO): frizzled binding; cytokine activity
Source: RefSeq, a predicted model, not a curated record